AGUAGUUCCGGAACACGACCUGUCCAGUUGGAGCCAUUGUGGCGCCAGGCUCUACAGUUUAACGCUGAGAGGGCGGAGCCUGGGAUUAGUGCAAGCGGGGAGAGAGAGAGAGAGAGAGAGCGGAGGAGCGGCGGGGCAGCGCGGAGAGAGCUGGAGCCGCGGUGGAAAAAACACUGGGACACACACACACACACACACAGAGCGGGUCCCGUGUAACAGCGGAAGCUGUGAGCGCGGAUAUACAGAGCUUGUCAAUGCCAUGAAUUUUGUCACUUUGCUGCAGCACUAAAGCGAGUUGUUGUGGUGGAGCGGAGUUUUGUGCGGACGGACGGACGGCUCGGCUCGGCUCGGCUGCUACACUGGGACGGAGGAAACGCUGAGAGCUGCGCAUGUGGCGGGUUGUUUAUAAAGCUGAGCCAGCCUGAAGCUCGGUGUACGCGCAGGAUUUAUUACAGCGGAACAGGCGUAAGGUGGGGCAAAGGAGUGAGAGCUGAGCGCUUCCACUCUGUCCGCCCCUUCUCUCUGUUCUUAACGGACAUUUUCAUCGAAGGAGAGAAAGAGAAGGAAAAAAUACGAAUACACACACACACAUAUAUAUAUAUUUCCGCUUGGUGGAAUGCGGGGAGCGUUCCCAGGUUAAGAGCUCGUGCACUUGAGAGUGUGAUAUUUCCCGCCGCUGACACACACACACACACACACACGUAUCUCAAGGCAGGAAAUUGUCCGGUCUGGUGGCGGUUGGACCAUGGCCGACGACGACGUGCUCUUCGAAGACGUUUACGAGCUGUGUGAGGUCAUUGGGAAGGGGCCAUUUAGCGUGGUGAGAAGAUGCAUCAACAGAGAGACAGGCCAGCAGUUUGCAGUGAAGAUUGUAGAUGUGGCCAAGUUCACCUCCAGCCCUGGCCUCAGCACAGAAGACCUGAAGAGGGAGGCCAGCAUCUGUCAUAUGCUCAAACACCCACAUAUCGUGGAGUUGCUGGAGACCUACAGCUCAGAUGGAAUGCUCUACAUGGUCUUUGAGUUUAUGGAUGGAGCAGACCUCUGUUUUGAGAUUGUGAAAAGGGCAGAUGCUGGGUUUGUCUACAGUGAGGCUGUAGCCAGUCACUAUAUGAGGCAGAUCCUUGAAGCACUGCGGUACUGCCAUGACAACAACAUCAUUCAUCGAGAUGUGAAGCCUCACUGUGUAUUGCUGGCAUCAAAGGAGAACUCUGCUCCCGUGAAGCUGGGUGGUUUUGGAGUCGCUAUACAGCUCGGAGAGUCAGGAUUAGUGGCUGGAGGCCGAGUGGGCACUCCUCACUUCAUGGCUCCAGAGGUGGUGAAGAGAGAGCCGUAUGGGAAGCCGGUGGAUGUGUGGGGCUGUGGAGUCAUCCUGUUCAUUCUGCUCAGUGGAUGUCUGCCCUUCUAUGGCACGAAAGAGCGCCUGUUUGAGGCUAUUAUCAAAGGCAAAUACAAGAUGAACCCUCGGCAAUGGACACACAUCUCAGAGAGUGCUAAAGACUUGGUGCGACGCAUGCUGAUGCUGGACCCUGCUGAGAGGAUAACUGUGUACGAGGCCCUUAAUCACCCCUGGCUCAAGGAGAGAGACCGCUACUCCUACAAAAUCCACCUGCCUGAAACAGUGGAACAGCUGAGGAAGUUCAAUGCACGGAGAAAGCUCAAAGGUGCUGUGUUAGCCGCAGUCUCCAGCCACAAGUUCGGCUCAUUCUAUGGAGACCCGCCUGAGGAGAUGGCAGACUUCUCUGAAGAUCCCACCUCAUCUGGCCUUCCACAAGGACUGCUAGCAGCAGAAAGGGCUGUAUCGCAGGUGCUGGAUAGCUUGGAAGAGAUUCAUGCACUAACAGAUUGCAGUGAGAAAGACCUGGACUUUCUGCACAGCGUCUUCCAGGAUCAGCAUCUUCACACACUACUUGAUCUCUAUGACAAGAUAAACACCAAGUCCUCCCCACAGAUCAGGAAUGCUCCAAGUGAUGCUGUUCAGAGAGCCAAAGAGGUAAUAGAAGAGAUUUCCUGCUGUCCAGAUAAUACAGAUGUUAAAGAGCUGAGAAGAAUCCUAACCCAGCCCCAUUUUAUGGCCUUACUGCAGACCCAUGAUGUGGUAGCUCAUGAAGUGUACAGUGAUGAGGCACUGAGGGUCACACCCCCACCUACUUCACCAUAUUUGAACGGAGACUCACCUGAGAGCACUAACGGGGACAUGGAUCUGGAGAACGUCACUCGGGUACGCCUGGUGCAGUUCCAGAAGAACACAGAUGAGCCUAUGGGAAUCACACUGAAGAUGAAUGACCUGAACCACUGCAUAGUGGCCAGAAUAAUGCAUGGUGGCAUGAUUCAUAGACAAGGAACUUUGCAUAUUGGAGAUGAAAUCCGGGAGAUCAAUGGCAUUGGUGUAGCUAAUCAGACAGUGGAGCAGCUCCAGAAAAUGCUCAGGGAGAUGAGAGGCAGCAUCACCUUUAAAAUUGUACCAAGCUACCGGAUACAGCAGUCGUCUUGUGAGAAAGAGUCCCCUACCACCUCCAGACAGUCCCCUGCUAAUGGCCAUUCCAGCGUUAACAGUUCUAUCUUGGACUUGCCUUCAACUAUCCAGCCAAAAGCACGCCAGAUCUCCGGACCUACAAUCAAGGGUAAAAUAUCAGUCAAGAUCUAUGUGCGGGCUCAGUUUGAGUACGACCCAGCCAAAGAUGAGCUCAUCCCUUGCAAAGAAGCAGGCAUUCGUUUCAGAGUGGGAGACAUCAUCCAGAUCAUCAACAAGGAUGACCAUAACUGGUGGCAGGGUAGGCUGGAGAACACAAAGAACGGCACAGCUGGGCUCAUUCCAUCCCCAGAGCUACAAGAGUGGCGGGUGGCGUGCAUAGCGAUGGAGAAAACUAAGCAGGAGCAGCAAGCAAGCUGUACUUGGUUUGGCAAGAAAAAGAAGCAGUACAAAGACAAGUAUCUAGCAAAACACAGUGCAGUGUUUGAUCAACUAGAUCUCGUCACAUAUGAAGAGGUUGUGAAGCUACCAGCUUUCAAAAGAAAAACACUAGUGCUAUUAGGAGCUCACGGUGUUGGCAGAAGACAUAUCAAGAACACACUCAUCACCAAACACCCCGACAGAUUCGCUUACCCCAUUCCACACACAACCAGACCUCCUAAAAAAGACGAAGAGAAUGGCAAGAACUAUUACUUUGUAUCACAUGACCAAAUGAUGCAGGACAUCGCCAACAAUGAUUACCUGGAGUACGGCAGCCACGAGGAUGCGAUGUACGGAACACGGCUGGAGACGAUACGCAAAAUCCACGAGCAGGGCCUCAUAUCCAUACUUGAUGUGGAGCCACAGGCACUGAAGGUCUUAAGGACAGCAGAGUUCGCUCCUUAUGUGGUUUUCAUUGCUGCACCAACCAUCACUCCAGGCAUGAACGAGGAUGAGUCACUGCUGCGACUGCAGAAGGAGUCAGAGAUCCUCCAGAAGACAUACACACACUACUUUGACCAGACCAUCAUCAACAACGAGAUCGAUGAGACGAUCCGGCACCUGGAGGAGGCUAUAGAUCUGGUGUGCACUACAGCGCAGUGGGUGCCCGUGUCCUGGGUCUACUAGAACGCCACGAACUCUCCUCCGACUCGACCUUGAAGCCGCAAACUCUCUCUCGCACAUCUUUGCAACCAAAAAUAAAUUACUAAAUAAAAGAGGGACAGAGAGAGAGACAAUUAGAUAAGAAAUACAUACAUGAGUAAAUAAUUAAGAAGGAAAGAAAAAUCAUCACCAUUCCAUGGAGAAAGGAUCCGCCUCAGAUCUGUCUGAUGACCGGCGGACUAAUCCAGUCGCAGCCCUUCAGACUGCUUAAGUGUAGUGACGUAUAAAUCAAGAUAAUACAGUCGUGAAGAUUGACAUGCGGCGUUUUUGUAGUUUUGAUUUGAAGAGACAGUAUCCUAAACACUCUAGGUUUAUUUCCUGCUCAGACAGAGAGGACGGCAGACACGUUGCAGCGAUGCGUCACCACAUUAUCAGUUCAGAGCCUCUAUCUCAGCCAGCUGUUAUAAACACACACCCCCCCCUCCCUCCCGUCACUGGAGCACAUUAGAUUCUCUGUCUCACUAUCUGCUGUUUUAACCACUUCCAGAUACUGUCUCUCUCUCUCUCAACACAAGUCCAUACCUCUGAGACCUGAAGUUCUCAUGCAUGUGAACAUUCAGAGACUUGCAUACUGUCAGUGUUAGCAGUGUAACGCUACUGUUAUUCACAGCACAGAACAUUCCAUAUGUCUGAUCCAAUUCAGACCAAGUGAAGACCAGUGGAGAAUGAAGAUGAAAAAAAAAGACCUAUGCACAUCUUUGGGCACAUCGGGACACUCCGGACAACUUUCUAGCCAAUUCUUUUUACCAGCCGUGUAGUGAGAUGUGUUAAUGUCUCCAUUUAAUUUGUUGUAAAAAAAAAAAAAAAGAGAGAGAGAGGAGAAAAAAUCCUAGAGAUAAAAAGGACAAUCUAUACUGGUUUUGCCAUUACAGAAAUGUUCUCAUCAGAGAGUAUUCAUGUUUUCUUGAAGUUGAAUCAAAAGGGUAAACAGAUUUUUAUUCAGUGUAACUGCUUUAGUCAGACGUGCACACGGACACAUUGUGCAAAAUGAACUGUGUUGCAAAAAGAUUAAAAAACUAUAAUAUUCUGAAUGAUUGUGUAUAUGACGAACUGUUAACUUCAGACUGCCCUGUGUAAAUUCCUUUGCUGAUGACUGAGCAGCUCUUCAGUGUGAACCAUUUUUUAAAUAUAUUUCCUUUUCUGUGGUGAA
Messenger RNA from Clarias gariepinus (North African catfish), 4763 nucleotides. It is a transcript of the gene caska, whose product is annotated as calcium/calmodulin-dependent serine protein kinase a. The coding region runs from base 746 to 3577 and encodes 943 amino acids. Gene Ontology annotation, molecular function: protein kinase activity; ATP binding; signaling receptor binding. Gene Ontology annotation, biological process: regulation of neurotransmitter secretion; protein phosphorylation. Gene Ontology annotation, cellular component: basolateral plasma membrane; plasma membrane; cell-cell junction. The transcript is spliced from 28 exons. Lineage: Eukaryota; Metazoa; Chordata; Actinopteri; Siluriformes; Clariidae. The record is from RefSeq and is a predicted model, not a curated record.